AUGCUCCUCAGACGAUGCGCGAGAUCGUUGAUCGAUGAUCUCCCGUCGUUGGCGGCGCAACGCGUCGCGCGACGCGGGUGGAAGAAGGCGAACAGACGGGUCGACGUGAUCCUCACCGCGGACGUCCCGGGACUGGGCGAGCGCGACGAGAUCGCGCGCGUGCGACCGGGACGGGCGCGGAAUCACCUCGUUCCCGAACGUUUGGCGACGUACGUGAGUGAAGAGAAGGUGGCGAGGGCGAGGGAGCGGUUGCUGGCGAAGGCGGCGGCGAGAGAGGCGACGGAGGGCGAAGGCGAGGCGGAGGCGCAGAGCGCGAGAGAGGAGGCGGCGAGGGAGAAGGAAAAUGAGACGGUGAUGCGGAUGCUCACCGCCGAGCCCGCGAUCGCGGUGAAGCGAAUCUUAGAUAAGAAGACGGGUAAACCGCUCAGACCAGUGACUAGGGAGAACAUAGUCGAUGAGAUUCGUCGACAGAAACAACUCCAAAUAGCGCCAGCCUCGCUCGUCCUGGAGCGUCCAAUCGAUCAAUUCGGCCAGUACGAUAUCCCGCUGUGGAUUCGCGGCCACGCCCGGGGCUCCCACGUCCUCAACGUCAUCGUUCGCAAGCGCCAAUAG
Ostreococcus tauri is the source of this 612-nucleotide messenger RNA. Its product is annotated as Ribosomal protein L9, C-terminal. The record is from RefSeq and is a predicted model, not a curated record. Gene Ontology annotation, cellular component: ribosome; mitochondrion. The transcript has 3 exons. NCBI's taxonomy places the organism in Eukaryota, Viridiplantae, Chlorophyta, Mamiellophyceae, Mamiellales, Bathycoccaceae. Gene Ontology annotation, biological process: translation. Gene Ontology annotation, molecular function: structural constituent of ribosome. Bases 1 to 612 code for a protein of 203 amino acids.